AAUCAGCCGCCCCUCACAUCACCGGAUGGAUCCAGUAACAGAAACCCACCAGGGAGAUGUCCCCGUCCUCUGUAUUCACGGCAUACCACACGGGAAGAUCACAACUAUGCACACCAUUAUCAGGGUAAAGAUCUAAUCGAUUUAAAAGUUGAGGUCCAAGUAGAAAAUGAAGAGACCUGUUUGAGGGGUGAAAUGAUGCUGCAAAGAGAGAAGGCAUCUUUCCAUGCCUUUAUUAAGAAUCAUCUGGCCCUUACAUUACCAAAUGGAUCCAGUAAUGAGAACCCACCAGAGGGAUGUCCCAGUUCUCAUCAUCCCCGAGAUUCCACACAGGAAGAUCACAACUAUGCACAACUUUAUCAGUGUGAACAUGUGAUGAAUGUGAUGAAAGCCGACAAUAAAGCAAAAAAAGAUGAAAUGAUUCGUUUGACGGGCAAUCAGCAGUCAACGGCAAGAUCGUCUCUGCUUAUCACCAAAGAUGAAUCCAAUAACAGGAACACACCAGAUCGAUGUCUCCGUCCUCUGUAUUCCUGGGAUUCCACACAGAAAGCUCUUACUAUCCCUCACCAUCAUCAGAGUGUAAACCUGAAUGUUGUUGUAAAAGAAGAGUAUAAAGAGGAGGAUGAGGAGUAUAGAGUGAAGGAGGAGUUUUCAGAUGGACACAAGAUUAUGAUGGAUCCACCUAAUACCAGGAACCCUCCAGAGAGAUGUCCCCGUCCUCUGUAUUCCCGGGAUUCCACACAGGAAGGUCACACCAUCCCUCACCAUCAGGACGAAGAUCUGAAUAAUGUAAAAAUUGAGUUUAUAAAAAAGGAAGAAAAGACGUAUGUAAGGGAUGAUCAGCAAUUUACAAAGGAGAUCGGGAUGAGGGACGCAGUUAAAGAGGGAGAAACUUCUCCAGAUAUCAGCUCAGAUGGACUGUGUGGUGGGAAUAGAAGGACAUCGGAGGAAGAUGUGAAUACAGAAGAUGAUGACAUUGGAUGUGACAGACCUCACCAUUGGGAGAGAUCAUUGGAUGUGUCUAAUUCUGAGGAACCUCCUCAUAAGUCACCUCCUUGGCCUUCAGAUCGUCCUCUGAUAUCUGACAGUGCGGAUGGCUGUGGAGAUCCAUCUAAUCUCAGGGAAUCUUCUCCAAACCAUAAAGGGGUUCAUACAGGAGAGAACUCAUUGUCGUGUUCAGAGUGCGGGAAAUGUUUUACUCAGAAGGAACACCUUCUAAACCACCAGAGAUGUCAUGUUAGUGAACAUCUUUAUUCCUGUCCAGUGUGCGGAAAAUGUUUCACCCGGAAAGCAAGUCUUAUUUCACAUCAGAAAAAUCACACAGCUGAAGAUUCUUUUUCAUGUUCAGAGUGCGGGAAAUGUUUUAAUGGGAAAAGUGAACUUCUUAGACACAUGCAAAAUCAUACGGAUGAGCAUCCUUUUUCAUGUUCAGAGUGCGGGAAAUUUCUUAUUUCAAAAGCACUCCUUCUCCUACACCAGAGAAGUCACACGGGUGAGCGUCCCUAUUCAUGUUCAGAGUGCGGGAAAUGUUUUAGUAGUAAAGGAAACCUUUCUCAGCACCAGAGAAUUCACACUGGUAAGCAUCCUUAUUCAUGUUCAGAGUGCGGAAAAUCUUUUAGUCGAAAAGUAGACCUUGUUCAGCAUCAGAUAAUUCACACUGGUGGUGAGUGUCCUUUUUCAUGUUCAGAGUGCGGGAAAUGUUUUGCAUCGAAAACUUACCUUGUUAGGCAUCAGAGAGUUCAUACCGGCGAGUGUCCCUAUUUAUGUCCAGAGUGCGGGAGACGUUUCCCUCACAAAGGAGCUCUUCUUAGACACCAAAGAAUACACACUGGUGAGCGUCCUUAUUCAUGUUCAGAGUGUGGGAAAUGUUUUAGAGGAACAGAAACCCUUCUAAGGCACCAGAGAGUUCACACAGGUGAGCGUCCCUAUUCAUGUUCUGAGUGCGGGAAAUGUUUUUCUGAAAAAAAGUUGCUUCUUGGGCAUCAGAGAGUUCACACAGGGGAGCGUCCCUAUUCAUGUACAGAGUGCGGGAAAUGUUUCACUGAGAAAGGACAACUUCUCAUACACCAGAGAAUACACACAGGUGAGCGUCCCUAUUCAUGUUCAGAGUGCGGGAAAGGUUUUAGUCGGAAAGGAGACCUUGUUUCCCACCAGAGAACUCACACGGGUGAACGUCGCUUUUCAUGUUCAGUGUGCGGGAAAUGUUUCACUACGAAAAGACUCCUUCUUCAGCACCAGCGUGUUCACAUUGGUUAGCGUCCUUAAUCAUGGUCCGUGCGGGAAGUGUUUCACUCCUUUUACCUGUUUUAUCACUUUUCUAAACGGCAUAUGAGAUGGUGGUAGAAUGAAGCCUUAUCAGAUCCACCUCAUACAUUUGUUAAAGCCCUGGAAAGAUAAUAAAAGAUGAUAAACCCCCAACCACUCUGGUGAUUGCAA
Rana temporaria (common frog) is the source of this 2433-nucleotide messenger RNA. RefSeq names its product oocyte zinc finger protein XlCOF22-like. The transcript is spliced from 9 exons. The record is from RefSeq and is a predicted model, not a curated record. Gene Ontology annotation, biological process: regulation of cytokine production; regulation of immune system process; negative regulation of transcription by RNA polymerase II. The coding region runs from base 193 to 2253 and encodes 686 amino acids. Lineage: Eukaryota; Metazoa; Chordata; Amphibia; Anura; Ranidae.